CAGUGGGCUGGGACAUGCGGAGCCACUGGAGCGCGCGGGGUUCGGGCAGAGCCACUGAGGUGUGGGGGUUCAAGCUGUGCAUGGAGAGCCUUAGCGGGGAGAACAAGCAAGUUUUUAGCAAGCAUCUAACCAGGGAUUUCACCAGGAGCUGUUGCUGCCUUGCUUUGGAGGAGAGACUAUUGCAGGUGACUCUGGAGCUGGGAGAAGCUGCAGAGGGAGGAAACCAGCUGAGGAGGACAUGGCAAGCGGUAACUCAAGAGGAGAAAGUGUUUUCUCCCUGGGACCUGGAUGGGAGCAUGGAGAUAGAAACUGGGCUCAAUAGUUCAGAGGAAAGAGGAAGGAAGGAGUGGGAACUAAGACAGCCUUGAAAGUACCAGCAGCAGGAUAGUGAAUACAAAUGAAUGGGAGGGAGACUGCAGCAGGUGAGGAAGUUCUCAUUAAGGAGAGCUUAAUGAGACAAUAAAAGCCUCUGGGAAGCCUAAUGGUCCCCCUGCCUCUCCUCUGGUGAGACUUUCCUGAAGUGCCCCUUUCCCUACAGACACUGCUGGGUCUGCUGGCAAAGGCCAGAUGGUACCACGGGAACCAGUGGGGAUGGAGAGGAUCAGCCACAGCGAUGGAGGUGCCCGGAGCAGCGUGGCAGCCGCCCGUCCGUCCCUCUCACAGGGCUGCAGGCAUGGGAGCUCCGAAACAUGGCACCCUGAGGACAUCCACUGCUUUUAUUCCACAUGGACUUUGCACUGGGGCUCUCCCAAUGCUGGCAAAGGUCUUUUUUGGAGAAUUAUUAAUCUCAAAGAAUGACAGCAGCUGCUUCUGCAAGUGGAUUCGUUGUGCAAGAGGUCAUUAUUUACAGCUGCCAGCUUUAUUGAACUCUUCCUUUGGUUUCAUCCCUAUUUCCUUUUAGAAGUGGAAAAACAACUUAGGGUUGAUGUUUUGUGUGUCAUCAACUGAAAUUGGGGCCAUCAUGAAUAUCACCAAGGGUGGGCUGGUGCUGUUUUCAGCUAAUUCCAAUUCGUCCUGCAUGGAACUGUCCAAGAGGAUUGCUGAGCGCCUGGGAGUUGAGAUGGGGAAGGUUCAGGUUUAUCAGGAGCCAAACAGAGAAACAAGAGUGCAGAUUCAGGAGUCUGUGAGAGGAAAGGAUGUAUUUAUCAUCCAAACAGUUUCAAAGGAUGUGAAUACUACGAUCAUGGAGCUCCUGAUCAUGGUGUAUGCCUGUAAAACCUCCUGUGCCAAAAGCAUUAUUGGAGUGAUCCCUUACUUCCCAUACAGCAAACAGUGCAAGAUGAGGAAAAGGGGCUCCAUUGUCUCUAAGUUACUGGCCUCAAUGAUGUGCAAAGCUGGACUAACUCAUCUUAUUACCAUGGAUCUACAUCAGAAGGAAAUUCAGGGCUUCUUCAACAUUCCAGUUGAUAACUUGAGAGCAUCCCCGUUUUUACUACAGUACAUCCAAGAAGAGAUACCAGACUACAGGAAUGCUGUAAUUGUGGCCAAAUCUCCUGCGUCUGCAAAGAGGGCACAGUCGUUCGCUGAGCGCCUGCGGUUGGGAAUCGCUGUGAUCCACGGGGAAGCUCAGGAUGCCGAGUCUGACAUGGUGGAUGGUCGGCACUCCCCACCUACAGCCAAAUAUGUAGCUGCUAUUCACCCCAGUUUGGAGAUCCCCAUGCUGAUUCCCAAGGAAAAGCCACCCAUCACAGUUGUUGGAGAUGUGGGAGGAAGAAUAGCUAUCAUUGUGGAUGACAUCAUCGAUGAUGUCGACAGCUUCCUGGCUGCGGCCGAGACCCUCAAGGAGAGGGGGGCUUACAAGAUCUUUGUCAUGGCCACCCACGGCCUCUUGUCUUCAGACGCUCCCCGGCUCAUCGAGGAGUCUGCCAUCGAUGAAGUGGUUGUUACAAACACAAUUCCACAUGAAAUACAGAAACUCCAGUGCCCUAAAAUCAAGACUGUGGAUAUCAGCAUGAUCCUCUCGGAAGCCAUUCGCAGGAUCCACAACGGGGAGUCCAUGUCGUACCUUUUCAGGAAUAUAGGACUGGAUGAUUAAUGCCUCUUACUCUAAAGAAACACCCCGGGCCAAACUGGAAGCGAACAGAGAACGAGCUGUGAAGCAUCGUGCUUUACCUUAAUCUUUCCGUUGAGCCACUUCUUGUUUUCUCUUGGUUUAAGUAUUGAUGUAGAACAGUUUUUGAGAGCUUUUUUUUUUUUUUUCUUUGCAGGUUUUUUUUUUUUGGGGGGGGGAUGGGUGGGAAUAAACAUUUUACAAAAAACUGUUCUAGUUGCUUUUAGGUUAGUUGCACUAUACACGAUGGAAAAAUCCCACAAAACACUUGAGGCAAGAAAUUGGCUUCUGAAUUAAGCAUUCCUUUUCCAAAGCUGCUUGCUACAAGUGCUUUAAAUGAUAACAAAAUGAAGUGACUGUAUAAUAUUUGCAUUUUAAAAGCCAAAAAGGUUGUACUGUUGUAUGCAGUUCAGUGAUUUUGUAGGAGUGCUUUUAUAGAAAAGCAUAUGGAAUAUGCACCUGUAUUUAUUUUCUGCGACAAAGAAUAAAGACUUGUUUUGUGUGAGCUUUCUAAAAA
This is a messenger RNA of Chiroxiphia lanceolata (lance-tailed manakin), 2567 nucleotides long. RefSeq names its product phosphoribosyl pyrophosphate synthetase associated protein 2 (gene PRPSAP2). Gene Ontology annotation, molecular function: ribose phosphate diphosphokinase activity; magnesium ion binding. The transcript has 13 exons. The coding region runs from base 926 to 2035 and encodes 369 amino acids. Gene Ontology annotation, biological process: 5-phosphoribose 1-diphosphate biosynthetic process; purine nucleotide biosynthetic process. The record is from RefSeq and is a predicted model, not a curated record. NCBI's taxonomy places the organism in Eukaryota, Metazoa, Chordata, Aves, Passeriformes, Pipridae. Gene Ontology annotation, cellular component: cytoplasm; ribose phosphate diphosphokinase complex.